AUGCGUGAAAUUUUGGUCGUUCAAACGGGGCAGUGUGGAAACCAAAUAGGGGCAGAGUUCUGGAGAACCAUCUUGGGCGAGCAUAGCACAUAUGGAAAGGACUAUAGCGAUUCUAUGUCAACUUUCUUCCGGAAUGUGGACGCACGAGGCAGGGACUUAGGCCUCUAUUCCCCCAUAACCAAGCUUAAAGCUCGUGCUGUGCUCAUCGAUAUGGAAGAAGGCGUACUCAACAGUCUGCUGACAAGCGAUAUUAAUUCCAUCUUUGAUGAGACUCUUUUGGUUAAAGAUCGGGUUGGUACCGGGGCAGGGAACAAUUUUGGCGCAGGGUACGCAGGAUAUGGCGAGGAGCAUGGUCAGCGUGCCCUGAACAUAAUCCAACAUGCCCUUGAAAGUUGUGACUCACCACAGGGCUUCCUUUUCUUUUCGUCUCUCGGAGGUGGCACAGGGUCUGGGCUAGGAAGCAAAUUGCUAGAGCUUACAGCAGAUGCCUUUCACGGGCUCUCCAUUCUUUCUGCGCCCAUUAUCCCAAGUAGAAACGCGAACGAUGUCAUAACAUCGCCAUACAACAGUGUAUUUGCUCUGUCUUCCCUCUUGCAGUCUGCAGAUGUCAUACUACCCUUUGACAACGAGUCCAUUAUGCGUUGUGUGGAGAACCUCGGAAAUAAGCGGGUAAACCCGGACAAGACUGUCCGGGUCAAUGCAAAAAGACUUGCAAAUGACCCCCUUGUAGGCCAAGGGGACAUUGGAAAUAAGCACAGACCAUUCAGAGACGUCAACCAGACAAUUACUACCGCACUGAGCUGCAUUACAGCAAGCAUGCGUUUUGGAGGAGAGCUGAACGUCGACCUGAACGAGCUAUCCGUCAACCUGGUUCCGUUCCCAGAACUGAACCUAGUUUGUACGAGUCUGGCUCCCCUGCCAAUGGCCCCUCCGUAUCGUACGCUUGAGGCUGCUGUCAGGGAGCUCUUGAAUAACAAUAACCAGCUUCUCAUGGAAUACAGUGCAGGACCUAUUGGGGCCCACAAUUUCUCCUUGGCGUCUGCGAUCCUGGGAAGGUCGGCCAACGCUGAUAGCGGGCGUCUAGCAUCAGCAGUGGAGGCACUCAUUCAAAAGGAGCAUGUCAAGCAUCCGAGCUGGGGCUCGCAGGGGUUCAAGGUUGGGCUGUGCAAUAACAAGCCUCCGCAUGCUGACUGUGACGCUGUUUGUCUCAGAAACACUCCUCAGAUUCUAGGAAGCAUUACGCAUCUCAAGCAAGCCUUCGAUAAGAUGUACAAGACGCGCACUUUCUUGCAUCACUACACCAAUUAUAUGAGUCCGGAGGACAUUGAGGAACGGAGCAGAAUAGUUGAUCUGGUCAGACAUGGCUAUGAGGACCUUGCAAAGAGCAUGGGGGAGCGGCACGUAGUCGAUUUUAACAUCCAGCCGGUGAUUUAUUAA
Messenger RNA from Giardia duodenalis, 1437 nucleotides. RefSeq names its product Epsilon-tubulin. Gene Ontology annotation, molecular function: structural constituent of cytoskeleton; GTP binding. The transcript has a single exon. The record is from RefSeq and is a predicted model, not a curated record. Gene Ontology annotation, biological process: microtubule cytoskeleton organization; mitotic cell cycle. The coding region runs from base 1 to 1437 and encodes 478 amino acids. NCBI's taxonomy places the organism in Eukaryota, Fornicata, Diplomonadida, Hexamitidae. Gene Ontology annotation, cellular component: cytoplasm; microtubule.